This is a messenger RNA of Rhodamnia argentea, 684 nucleotides long. RefSeq names its product cysteine-rich repeat secretory protein 38-like. The coding region runs from base 1 to 684 and encodes 227 amino acids. NCBI's taxonomy places the organism in Eukaryota, Viridiplantae, Streptophyta, Magnoliopsida, Myrtales, Myrtaceae. The transcript has 2 exons. The record is from RefSeq and is a predicted model, not a curated record.
AUGAUCACCUUGUUCCGUCCUCGGGCGGUCUCCAGAACCAUCCUGCUGCUUCUUUUUCAUUGCCUUCUUCCUGGAUUUUGCGGCCCGGUCCUGGCCGACAUCCCCGAAACGCUCUGCCCUGACAAUGGUUCACAUGCCACCAACAGUGCAUAUCAGGACAACCUCAAUGAGCUCACUUCUUCGAUGCAAAAGAAUGCCUCCAAGUUCUUCGAGGACUCGUCCGGGAACUACCCGAAUAAAGUUUACGGUCAGUACAUGUGCCUCGACUAUGUCCCCAACUCAACAUGCCAGACUUGCAUAGCCAAGGGAUCGGAAGACCUCCUGAAGCUUUGUCCAAACAAGACGGAAGCGGUCGUUUGGGAGGGAUCUUGCCAGUUGCGGAUAUCCGGCCAAGAAUUUUUCGGCCGCCUGACCGAAGGAAACAAAAAUCAGUUCAAUCCAGAGAAUAUAUCCGAUCCUGGCAAGUUCGGGUUGGUGGUAAAUGAAACUUUAGGUUUUCUCGCCUGGAAAGCAGCUUUCGAGUCUCCAGGGACUCACUAUGCUACUAAGGAAAAGGAUUUCGAGCUGGGCACGAACAUGACUUUAUAUGCUCUUGCUCAGUGCGCUAAGGACUUAACAGCAGAUGAUUGUCGCAAGAGCAAGAGUUCUAAGUCCGAGUUGCUACUUGCGAUACGAGUUAUAUGA